CGGACCACCUUGGUUUCCACCAGGGUUCCCCCAGAUGGUUGAGACCGUGAAAUGCGGGCAAGGAAUCCCGGUCGACUGGCCUCACUAGGGGAUCAGGCGAACAGCGAACUGCGUUCGCCUUCUUCCCCGUCGACUGCGCUGGAGUUGGUUCGCUGCGUCUUCACGCACCCGCUUCUUACGAGAUCACCUCCUCGCAGAAGGCCACAGCAUCCCACGAUUCCCCGCUGCUCAGCAUGGUCGUUACCACGCUGAGCAGCGAAAGAUUCCCCCUAAAAUCGCAGGUACCUGAAGAACGUGACCUAUAAGGAAAUGGAGGGCAGAGGAAUGUGUUACACGAGGCAGUGCUGAAGAGAAUGGGCUACCACAGGGCUCCCUGCUUAUACCACACUACGACUCGGGAUAGCAGUCGAGCGAGGGUGAGGUGCGCGCGCGCGGCGUGCAUGCGUUGAUGGGCACGGGGGUGGGCGCAGGGGGCGCUGGCGCGGGCGGGGGGCGCACAGCGCGCGCGCUACGGCUGCUCCUACUACUGGUCAUGGCGCUAGCCGCAAUCGAGUACCUCUUCGGCUCCAUCCUUGAUGCCUCACCGCUGCGCACCUACCUAUACACCCCGCUCUACAAUGCUACCUUACCAACUAUCAAAACACGCGAUCUACCCGAAGAAAAGUCCUCGGCAUCAUGGCCAAAGAAACUACCCGAAGCUGUUAUAUCUUCAAAUAUAACCAAUAUUAUUCACAUUCAUAACUCGAAUAACUUAACACUCUCAAAUGAUACAACCAGUUUUGCAGAAAAUGUAACUGAAACUAAAAACGUUACAAAACAAAGUACAAUGAGUCGAAAAGAACACAUACUAAAAACAAUACAUGAUUACUACGACAUGAGAAGUAAAACUCAUGAAAUGACCAAGAAGAAAAAUGUAACGUCUAAUAGAGCAAAUCUGAUCACAAAAAUUAUGGACAGCUUGAGAAAUCUUACGUCAACAGAGCCAACGUUAAUGAGGAGCAAUGAUUCGUUACCUUAUUGUGAACCGUUUGAUAAUUUAGGACCAGUCCAACUGAAUAAGUCAAAGGUAUCGUUAGAAUACGUAAACACCAAAUAUCCCGAAGUAGGACCGGGCGGAAUGUAUGCCCCUCCAAACUGCACUGCCAGGCACAAGGUUGCCAUUAUUGUGCCAUACAGAAAUCGCGAAGAACAUUUAGGAAUAUUCCUAAAUCACAUGCACCCUUUCUUGAUGAAGCAACAAUUAGAAUAUGGGAUAUUUAUCAUAGAACAAGGAGGAAAAUCAGACUUCAACCGUGCGAAAUUAUUCAACGUUGGCUUCGUAGAGAGCCAAAAGCAAAAGUCUGGAGGCUGGCAGUGCUUCGUCUUCCAUGACGUCGAUUUGCUGCCGAUGGACGAGCGGAACACGUACUCCUGUCCAAGACAACCUCGGCACAUGUCUGCUGCCAUUGACAAGUUUAAGUAUCAGUUACUUUACGAAGAGUUAUUCGGCGGAGUGUCAGCGAUGACUUACGAGCAGUUCGUCAAAGUAAACGGCUUCUCCAAUAAGUAUUGGGGAUGGGGUGGUGAAGACGACGACAUGGCUUAUAGGCUAAAAUUCGAAGGCUACCACAUAGCCCGAUAUAAGAUGUCUAUAGCCCGGUACGCUAUGUUAGCACAUAAGAGCUCUACACCAAAUCCUAAGAGAUAUAAACUUUUGUCACAAACAAGUAAAACAUUCCAAAAAGACGGAUUGUCCACUUUGGAAUACGUUGUCCAAAAUGUCGUAAAGCACCAUCUGUACACUCUAAUAACAGUCAACAUAGACGAGAGCAGCUGAUGGAUGUAUUUCGCCAAACUACUGUUUGGCGAUCAAAGGUAACACACUCAACGUUGACUCCAAAAAUGUGGUGAAAAAGGAUCGUGAACGCUGAAAAGUGGAAUAAUCCAAAGCCGUGAAAAUUAGAAAACGAGUGUAAUGACAAGACGUUCUGCACAGAAUUGCGAUGUGAUAUCUAUACGAUGGUUACCCCAGUGCUAAUGAAUAAUGGAUCUCUUCAUUAUUAUAAGACAAAAUAAUGUUUAUUUCAAAACCAGAUUCAAUAAGUUAAGUAUUUUCGAAAUUUUUUUAAACCUGCAAUGUUUUUGUAAUACUCGUUUGGUAUUGUUAGUGUUUAAUAGAAAGCUAAGAUAUCAUUCGAAAAAAUAAGUUUUCGUUUAAGACAUACUUGUA
Molecule: messenger RNA, 2209 nt
Organism: Hyposmocoma kahamanoa
Lineage: Eukaryota; Metazoa; Arthropoda; Insecta; Lepidoptera; Cosmopterigidae
Product: beta-1,4-N-acetylgalactosaminyltransferase bre-4-like
Exons: 10
Coding region: 449-1816 (455 amino acids)
Biological process (GO): glycosphingolipid biosynthetic process; carbohydrate metabolic process
Molecular function (GO): N-acetyl-beta-glucosaminyl-derivative 4-beta-N-acetylgalactosaminyltransferase activity
Source: RefSeq, a predicted model, not a curated record